Astrephomene gubernaculifera is the source of this 338-nucleotide messenger RNA. The record is from the annotation of a GenBank genome assembly. Lineage: Eukaryota; Viridiplantae; Chlorophyta; Chlorophyceae; Chlamydomonadales; Astrephomenaceae.
CCCGGCGAUGGUUUAUAUGGCUCAAUCACAUUGGGCCAGUUCCAUCGCCUGCUUUGCUAUCUGCGCCUGGUGGACCUCUUGCGACCUUGCGAGAGCGUCCUGGGCGACAUCGGUGCGGGCAUAGCGAGGCCGGUGGUCAUUGCUACCUUCUGCUUUGGUGUGGAGGCUACUGGAUGGGAAACCAGCGUCAACAGGGUGUACGUUGGCACCUCUAUCAUUAGUAGGAUAGCCGACAGGUGCACAGCACCCGGCAACAAGGAGGUGGAGCCCCCCAUCAUGGCAACCGUCUUCCACUGCGCAGCGCAGUACAGCAAAAAGCCCCCCACCAUUGCUAAAGC